Messenger RNA from Spinacia oleracea (spinach), 1420 nucleotides. Its product is annotated as bidirectional sugar transporter SWEET9. NCBI's taxonomy places the organism in Eukaryota, Viridiplantae, Streptophyta, Magnoliopsida, Caryophyllales, Amaranthaceae. The record is from RefSeq and is a predicted model, not a curated record. The coding region runs from base 123 to 1091 and encodes 322 amino acids. Gene Ontology annotation, cellular component: membrane. The transcript has 4 exons. Gene Ontology annotation, molecular function: sugar transmembrane transporter activity. Gene Ontology annotation, biological process: carbohydrate transport.
CUAAUCUCUUUCUCUCUCUAGCUUUCUCUUACUAGCUAGCUAAUUUAAACUCCUUGUAAUUUGUUCACUCACUAUCUAUCACUAUUUAAAUUAGAAAAGAAGUUCAAAUUGAGCUAAACAAAAUGGCAUUAACACCAACUCAACUCCAUCAAUUAACCUUCAUAUUUGGCAUACUUGGAAACAUUGUUUCCUUUGGUGUCUUCUUGGCUCCAUUGCCAACAUUUUGGAGGAUAUUCAAGAAGAAAUCAACAUUAGGGUUUCAAUCAAUACCUUAUUCGGUUGCACUAUUUAGUUCAAUGCUAUUGUUGUACUAUGCAUUCUUGAAGGAAACCAAUGGAACAAUGAUUCUUACCAUUAAUACCAUUGGUUGCGUAAUCGAAGGAACAUAUCUCAUUAUCUACCUCAUUUAUGCUACUAAAGAAGCCAGGAUUUAUACAACCAAAUUGGUGGGACUUUUCAAUGUAGGAGUUUUUGGGCUCAUAGUACUUACAACUAUGUUGUUCGUUAAAGGGAUGGAUAAACACACGAUGUUUUCAAAAGGCGGUAUGCGUGUAAACAUUGUUGGAUGGAUUUCUGGCAUCUUCUCCGUUUGUGUCUUUGCUGCUCCUCUUAGCGUUAUGAGGCUGGUAAUAAAAACAAAGAGUGUAGAAUUCAUGCCGUUUGGGCUAUCAUUCUCGCUUACACUUUGUGCGAUCAUAUGGUUCUUUUACGGUUUCCUCAUUAAGGACUUCUACAUUGCGUUGCCAAACAUCCUUGGAUUCGCGUUCGGAAUAGCUCAGAUGAUAUUGUACGUAAUUUACAAUCAUUUAUCAAAGAAGAAGAAAAACAACAACAACAAUAAUGGUGAUGAUCUCAUGAUAAAAGAAGUCGAUAUCAUGCAACUUCAAGAGUUAUCUAUUAAUAUAAAACAUGGAAAUGUUGAGAAAAUUGAGCAAGAUUCUACAACUUUGGAUCAACAAAACAAGCCAGCUGAGGUUAUUGAAAUUAAUGUAGAAGAAAUGGUUAAAGUGAACAAUAAUAAUAUUAUUGUUAACGAGGUUGAUGGGAAACCGGCCAAUGGCGAUGUGCCACGUGGAGAUAAUGCAUGCUAAUUAAGUAUCUUGUACAUCCACAUGACUCCGUAUAUACGCUAGGUCCAUGGUGAAGGAUGAAUUUGAUGUUGCCAAAACAAAGAAAAGUAUGGUGGUUCCAUUAAUUAAAUGGAAAUUUUAGGGGUCAAAAGAAAAGAAAAAGAGUUGACAUGGAUGUUUAAUGUUUUAGAAGGCUAGAAUUUUUUAUCUUAUGUAAAUUCUCCAAAAUGACUAGAUUUAUUUCACGUAUUUCUAGUGGUAAAUAUUAAUUUUAUGUUGUUCUAGUGUAUCACGUCUAACUCAGAUGUAUGGAAUAAUCACUUUUCAUUAAUAAUAUUAUUGUUAACGAG